Myxocyprinus asiaticus (Chinese sucker) is the source of this 1836-nucleotide messenger RNA. RefSeq names its product clusterin-like. Lineage: Eukaryota; Metazoa; Chordata; Actinopteri; Cypriniformes; Catostomidae. The transcript is spliced from 9 exons. Bases 181 to 1560 code for a protein of 459 amino acids. The record is from RefSeq and is a predicted model, not a curated record.
AUUACACAAUUUCUGGAAAAGUCCAAAGUCAGGGGCAUUCUCAUCCCCUGAAUCACGUUGUGAACAUCACCCAGCCUCCCAGUAUAUAAACCUAUCAGAGAAGUCACAGUCCAUCUGCAAGGAAGAAACAGGAUCAAUGCAAGACAGCAUCUGAAAUUUGGACACAAGCAGCCACCAAAGAUGAAGAUCUCAUGGUCUCUACUGGGGCUUUCUCUGCUCUACCUCUCUGUUGAGUGUCUGCUACUCCCAACUAAAGAGGAGCUCAAUCAGAUCUCAAUGCUUAGUGAAAAGUACCUGGAUAAACAGAUUGAAAAUGCCAUCACUGGGGUGAAAGAGAUGAAGACUGUGAUGGAGAGAUCAGAGGAGAACCACAAGAGGUUCCUGUCAGAGCUUGAGAAAACCAAGCAACAGAAAGAGAAUGCCCUGAAGAAUGCUCAGGAGAUGGAGGAGAAGCUGAAUGAGGAACAGAGUGUGUGUAAUGAAACCAUGCAGGCUCUGUGGGAGGAGUGUAAGCCCUGUUUGAGGAGCACUUGUGUAAAGUAUUACUCACGCACCUGCAGCAGUGGAGCUGGCCUUGUGGGACGACAGCUGGAAGAGGUUUUGAACAGGACUUCUCCCAUCUCAAUCUGGAUAAACGGGCAGAACAUUGAGACUCUGGUGGACCAGGAUCAGAAGCAGACCAGACACUUCCAGGACCUGGAGGAACGCUAUACAGAGGUGGCCGAUGGAGUGGACAACAUUUUCAUGGACAGCAUGAGGGUUUUUGACCACAUGCGUGCCUUCCACCAGCCCAGCUUCUUCCCCAGUCCCUUCCGUAUGCCCAGCAUCUUCGGCAGGCCGGACACAACAGCCAGCAGGGCUGCUCGUGUCUACAGGUCACCCCUGCAUGACCCUGAGUUCCACGGCUUCCAUAGCAUGUUCCGGCCCAUGAUGGAGAUGGCGAGAAACAUGAUGGAAUCAUUUGGACCCCACAUGGGAAAUGAAAUGGAUUUCCCAUCACAGGAUGGAAGAGUGAAUGAGGACGUCAUCAUAACCAAACCAUUUGGAAAUGAUAAGAUGACUUGCAGGGAGAUCCGUCGUAAUUCUGCAGGUUGCAUUCAAUUAAAAGAAGAGUGUGAGAAAUGUAAAGAAAUCCAACACAUUGAUUGUUCUGGAAAGCGGCCCCUGGAAGGCCCCCUGAAGGAGGAGCUGGAAAGGGCUCUAGCAAGGGCUGAGAGAUUCACCCAGGAGUACAACAACAUUCUGAGGCGAUUUGAAGAGCAGAUGUUCAACACCUCUAGUGUGCUGGACCUGUUCAACAAGCAGUUUGGUUGGGUGUCCUCUUUAGCUAACCACACUCAAAAUCAGGACGGUUUCUUUAAAAUACAGGCGGUGGUGUCAAAAGGCAUGGAUAAUGCUGAGAAUCCAGCUGACACAAAAGUGUCAGUCAAACUGUUUGAUGGGCCAGAUAUGAGCUUCACAGUGCCAGGAGACAUUCCCUGGAGCGACCCCAAAUUCUCUGAGGUGGUGGCACAGGAGGCUUUGGAUCGUUACAAACAGAACACUGUAGUCACAAACUAAAUGCUUAGAGGGUGGGUACUUCCAGUGAAGGAGGGAUUGGCUGAGAAAACUGACAAGUACCUUAGAGGAUCCUUCUGAAUUAUAAUUAUACCAUUGAAUACUGCGAGAUGUUGUACUCCUGUAGCUUGAUUUCUGUUGUCUAGCAUUAUUCCUUUCUGUCUCAUUCUGCUUAAAAUUCAGAGAACCUACAGAGAUUGUAUAGAAUAAGAGCUUGUGAACUUAUAAUCAAUUGUGCAUUGUGAAAUGUCAAUAAUAAAACAAACAAAAUUAAAAAUA